ACUAAAUGAGAUAUCAGUGAUCUGCAGGAUUAUAAUCUGUGUUUGGGCUGCAUCAGUGCGUCCAUGACAAAUCAGCCAACACAUACCAGUGACUGUGGGUCGAUAAAUCUGUGGAGGACGGGACCUGACGUAGACUGAGCCUCAUUCAGAGGAGUUUGUUCAGGCCAAACGCCUGCUGCUGCUGGUUUGUCUCCGGGCUGGAACAUGGCUCUGUCAUUCCUUCUGGUUUUGGCUGCCACCGUGAUCCUCAUCAGACCUGAGACGCCUGUAACUAAGGCCUUACAUCAGAACUCAGUGGAGUGCUGUGGCGAUAAAGUGAAAGUGAACAAUUCGUGUUCGAACGACACUCACUGUGAACCAGGCUGUUUUGUGCGCGUCCUCGAGAACAGCAACACUGUGUGCAUAUUCUGUGACUCGGCGUCCGUGGACCUGGAGAAUAUCACAGUCUGCACCUACAACUACACAGUGGAGCGGAAGAAUCACACCACUGUAACCACUGUCAUUCCUAAAAUUGGAGGGCCAGGAGUGGCAGCCUCUCUGCUUCUGGGAACACUGUUGAUCAGCCUGUUCCUGAUCCUGUCUGUCGCCUCCUUCUUCUACCUCAAACGCUCCAACCGACUCCCAGGCAUCUUCUACCGCCGCAACAAAGCCUUCAUUUUCCAACCAAGCGAGACAGCUGUCAUGAUUCCCUCCUCAUCAGCGAGAAAAACAAGAUAUGUCAGAAGGGAGCGCCCCUCUGCAAAAUCAACAGAGAACAGUGGCACGAUACCAACGACGGCCACCACUCUUAACGUGUAGGAGGGGGAACGGCGGCGGCGGCGGCGGCGGUGUUGGUGCAGGUUACAGAGAAAGCUCAGGAAGGAUGUUAGAUUUUCUUUUACCAAGUGUGUGGGAAAGAAAAUUUGCCAAAUUUAAGUAACUGCUGGCAGAGCGUCUUACUGACGUGACCUUUUGACUUUGCCAUAUUUUCCUUGAAAUGAAGCAGAUGCAGAAACUGAAACUGUUAAAAAAAAAAAAAGUAGAUUCAAUAGUUCCUCAAACGUUUAGACAACGCAGUUGGGUUUUUAUUUGCCGCCCAGUCAUGCAGCGCUGUCGUAACACUCCAUCACUCACGUCUUCGAUCAUAAGUCACUGCAAAAUAUGUCUCUUUGAUGUAUAAUUUAACAGCCAAGAGGUAGCAGUGAAGUUUGAAACGUUCCUCAGGCCCUCAUGAAAACUAUGACUCUGGGUCUGGUAGCCACUUAGCUUAUAGCAUUAAGACUGCAAACUACUACAGCUCACAAGAAACAAGUCAUUUCUAUGUAAAAUAAACAUUUUACCAUCUUACAAGGAAUUAUGUGACAAACUCAUUUACUAAACAAUCAUACAGUGUAGUUUUUAAAAUGUGAGCUUUUAGAGGUGCAAGAAAAGGCAGGGGAAUAGUCGUUUUCCCCUUAUUUUCAGUCAGUAUGCUAAGCUAAUGUCACGUGGCUGAGCACCAUUUUUAACUCUCAUCAUGGCUUUCCUCUUGGUUUAAAUGGUUUGUAGAAAUGUGAGCUUUUUUUUGCAGAGCAGCCAUUUUGUCAGGUGUUUCUUAUCACAUUAACGACGACUCUGUUUAAGUCUUUUUUUUAAGGAUUUAAACCAGUUUCUCUGAUUUUUCAGC
Molecule: messenger RNA, 1645 nt
Organism: Solea senegalensis (Senegalese sole)
Lineage: Eukaryota; Metazoa; Chordata; Actinopteri; Pleuronectiformes; Soleidae
Gene: lg4h1orf159
Product: linkage group 4 C1orf159 homolog
Exons: 9
Coding region: 205-798 (197 amino acids)
Source: RefSeq, a predicted model, not a curated record